AUGGCGUCCUCCUCCCCCUCCUCCUCUUCGGCUGGUGUUCUCUCCUUCCCCAAUUUCUCUACUCUUCUCUCCACCAAACUCUCGGAAACCAAUUACCUUCUCUGGGAAAGUCAAGUCCAACCCUAUCUUAUUGGGAAAAAAUUUUGGCGAUUCAUUGAUGGUUCUCACCCUUGCCCUCCUGCUGUUCUCAUCCCCACUAAAGACAAAGCUGUUGACGAUGCUCAGGACCCCGUGUAUUCUUCGUUCCACUCUCACCAAGCCGUUCUUGCUCAAGUUGUUGGUCUCACCACUUCAAAGGCAGUCUGGGACUGUCUUCGUCAAAACUUUUCUCAACAAUCUCUUGCUAUUGCCACCCAUCUCAAGUUUCAACUUCUCACCAUCACCAAAGGGACUAAGACAGUUUCUGAAUAUCUUGCUCUUGCCAAAAGCUUAUCUGAUCAGUUGGCAGCCAAACGUGCCCCAGUUUCCUCUAAUGAUUUGGUCAGCUAUGUGAUUCGUGGCUUGGGCCCCAACUACGCCAUGCUCAUCAUUGCUAUCAUGCAAUUUCCUCCCCUACCCACUUUCGCUGAUCUUCAUGCUCGUCUCCUUGCCUUCGAUGCCCAACAAUCUCUCACUGAUCUUAUGGCUUCUUUGCCUCUGCCGCAAGCUUUCUAUUCCACACAUUCCCAACAUCAACGUUCUAGCCAUCCUCGUGGUUCCCGUGGCACCCGCCAUGGUUCACAGUUUCACCGCUCCGGACCUCCCUUUGGUGGAUCCAACCGUACCACAUUUUCAGGUUCUAGCCAGCCCCAUGCCAUCCCGCUCCUCCCAGCCUAA
This is a messenger RNA of Prunus avium (sweet cherry), 816 nucleotides long. NCBI's taxonomy places the organism in Eukaryota, Viridiplantae, Streptophyta, Magnoliopsida, Rosales, Rosaceae. The record is from RefSeq and is a predicted model, not a curated record.